Messenger RNA from Paramuricea clavata, 25361 nucleotides. Lineage: Eukaryota; Metazoa; Cnidaria; Anthozoa; Malacalcyonacea; Plexauridae. The record is from the annotation of a GenBank genome assembly.
CGCCAUAUUAAUUUCAUCAUUUGUUUAUAAAAUGUAUUGGGGUCGAAAAUACUGUUGUUUUUCCAAGAAAAGGAAAGCAUUUGGAAAGCGAAAAUAAUGUGGAUUGGUUGAAAUCUAUUUGGUUUUUCAGGAUAUGUAUAUAUUUCUGCAAUCGACUGAGUAGCGGCCUUACGAUCGCUUCAUUUUUGGAGCUAUAUUGUCGCUCUUUUCCGUUGAUAUGCUAAAUUUAGCAACAUGUCAUUUACAGUCCGCAGAGUUGAGGAUCCGACAAUAUAUGUGCGAAGAAAUAUAAAGCCUGAUAUUUUAGGUAUGGGGAGACGUUGUUUUGUAUAUCUAUCGCUGGCUUUUUGUUUGUUGUGUUGUUUUAUAUAUACUGUAUAUUUGAUUUUGUGCAUUGAUCAUAAUACACGACAUAUAUAUAUAUAUAUAUAUAUAUAUAUAUAUAUAUUGAAUCAGUAGAUACAUUGCCUAUGCCCUAUAAAAACUAGUUAAAUACAGGAAAUUAGAGCGUUUUUAAUAAAUUGAGUUAUAUUCUGAUGGCAAGUCAAUGGCUUGAUUUAUACGGGAUGAACUGUAUUUGUUGACAGUGCCUAAAGACAGGUGAUCUGUGGCAAUGGGGAGAUAGUUUGUCUGAUAAUAAUUUGUCUGCAUAUAGAUGUUGGAAAAAGAUAGAUCUUCUGUCAAUACAAAUUAUAUAAGUAGCUUGUCUACAUAGUUCAUCUUGACGGAUGAUAUGUGUAUGGCAUUUGAUGAGCUAUCAGAAAAAUAUCCAGCAUAAUUUGUUUCCAGGACUAAGGACCCUUAUUGAUAACAGUAUUUACUACUGAUUAGGCUUCCUGUAUAAAUAUUAUAUUAUUAUUAUUAUUGCAAUUCCAAUUAUUUCAUUUGCACAGUUCUCCAUAGUUUGUCUUGUAUUUACACUAACACGGAUGAUUCUUCAGAUCAGGUCAAUGUAAGAUUGAAGGUGCAAUGCUUUGCUUACUGCUGGGGUCGGUUGUUCAAAGCUCGGUUAGCUUAACCCUAGGUUAACGUAAAAUUCAAAGCUGAACUAGCCUGACAGCUUGUCUAUAAAUUUGGAAAUAUUUCUUUAGAGAUCUUGUAUGGAUCGAUAGGAGUUUAUUUCUCUGAAGUUUUGAAAUAAACAGAUGUGCAGAAAUACAUAAAUAAACUAAAACAGCAGGUUAAAUUUUAACCCAGGGUUCGCACUAAUCCACCUUUGAACAACCAGCCCCUAAACAAGUUAAAAUUGACUUAGCAAUAUUAUUAUGUAUCUCUUUUGCUUUUCUUUAGGUAUCUCUAGUGCUUGGGAUAAUAUUGUUGAUAUUAAACAAUCAGUAAGUAAAUUAACAUGAUAUUGACUAUUAGUGGGUUUCACUAUUUUCCAGGAAAUGGUGGUCAACUAGCAGUUACCAGAGUGAGAAAAUAAUAAUUACAUAUGUUCAGUAGAUGUAAUGGUUUUGCCCUGCUGUAUUAUUUUGCUCUGUCAAGCAGCAGACAAUUUUACUUUUUUCAUUUGCUCAAUGGGUUUAUAAUUGCCUGUAUAUUUAGUUUUUUGGCAGGUAGCAAAAAAAAUUUCAGUUAGCCCUGUGUGGUCCAAAUUUGCUCGCUUCGCUUGAAGCUUGCAAAUUGCGACAGGGGACCAGGCACCAAAGAAAUUUUUUUCAGUUAUGUUUCAUAUUGUCAAAAUUGAGUGUCCACUAAUUUGCUCAAACCCAAUUGGUCGAAAAUUUUCAAGCCGAAAAUGGAGUUCUGGCUUUUGAAAACGGAGCUCUGACAUUUGAAAACAGAGUUCUAGCAUUUGAAAAUGGAGCUCUGACAUUUGAAAACAGAGUUCUGGCAUUUGAAAGGUCGUUCUGGCAUUUGAGAAUGAAGUUUUGGCAUUUGAAAAGGGAGUUCUGGCAUUUGAAAAAGGAGUUUUGGCAUUUGAAAAUGGAGAUAUGACAAAUAAACAGGCAAACAAACAGACAGUAUAUUAAACACAAUCCACCAAUAUACAAAUGUGUGAAUAUCAUUUUGAUUAUACAAACAAUACGUUACCUCUCCAUGUGUCUUUGUUGUAGCUUAACAGAGUAGAAGGCGAUGUUGUGGCUGCAAAUAAACGAUCAAAAUCAGCAAGAAACACUCGUUCCUCAGAUGGAAAAGUUUUAAAAGAAAUAUCCAGGGAAACUCAACAGUUAGGGAAAGUAACUCGCUUUCAGUUGGUGGAUGAGAAACCACGUCAAAGCGAUUAUAUCCUGUCAAAAAAUGAAGCUAGAAAGGCAAAAGCUGAUUGGUCAACAGGUUCGGAUAUUUCAUCCAUUCAAAAAGCUGGUUAUUCUGGUCUAAAUCAAAGUAAGUGUAAUUAUAUUGCAUAUUAUUCCUAGGCUUUUGUCUAGCGUAAUGUGAUUUGCAAAGAUGUGUCCCCUUUGAAUGUGUGGACAGAAUUUUUAUUGCACCUACACAAUAUAAUUUUGAUUUUGGAAGCUUUUAAUGGACCUUUCACCUUUUGACUAAAAUUUAGAUCUCAACAAGUGUAGACAAAAAUUUUAUCACAGCUUGAAAGAGCAUCACAAAAUUAGUAAUAUUCCAAAGUUUUGUUGCGAAAUGUUGUAAAAUGCGGAUAAUAUAGCCUUGCGAAGUUUGCAAUUUUCAGUCAUAUUGUAUUACGCGCGGGAAAUACAUACCCUUUUCCCGAAGGAAGUAAUGUAUUUCCUGCGCGUAAUACAACGUUGUUCCACUCUACAGGAAAAGAUGGUUAUUCACCAACUCGCUAUGCAGGUGCAGCAAAAACUGGAAGUACCAUCCGUAGUGAACGACCAACAUAUUUUGAGACAACUACCAUUCACCCGACCGUCCUUAACGACCCCCAUCCAAUCCUUAAUGACCCCCAUCCAAGCAAGGAUAGCUCGUUUACUAAUACGUCUGUCAACAGCUCGUCAUCUCAACAGUUCAGCGUAACAUCAUCGCCGUCUUUUCACGGCAAGACGGUUUUAGCGAGGAAUGAAGGUAUAUGUCUGGUGGUAUUAUCCAAAUCCACAAUAGUUUGCAUUAACAAUUAGACAGAAACAUUGUCUAUUGUCAAACUUGUAGUUCAGCUAAUCAAGUGCUUUGCUAUAGUUAAACAUAGUUAAGUAAUAGAUACAACAGCUCAUUAAACAUAGAUUUCUUUUGAAUUUUUGUCAAGAAUUAUCAAUGAGCCUUACACACUAUAAACUUUAUUAUUUGAAAUUUAUUUAGCUGCUUUGCAAAAGAUCAAAGAAAAAGUUCGAAAACAAAAAGAAAUGCUUUCAAAAACAGAAGAAAGUAGUGAGAACAGUUUGGGUAAGUUCAGGACUUAACAGAUUAAGACCAAAGAAUGUAUUUCUUUUGUUCUAAAAGAGUGUAGAACUGCAGUGUAAUUCUAUAUAAGAUUUGUUACAUAUUAUCAGGGGAAAGACAACUUCAUGAGAGUACAGAUCACGUGACGACACCAGGUGAACCACGUGAGAAAACUGAAGUGAAACCAGCAGUACCAUUGAAAAGAAAAAUUGGCACAAUUUCUGCAGCAGGACCAACUUACAAAGGUAUUUGAAGAUUUGAUUUAAAAACAGACAGAUAAUAUGUCGCUUGGUAAAUGUAGGUCCUCGUAUUUGUCUUGCUGAGUUUUGGGUACAAACUAUGUUUUUGCUAGCUUUGGUUCAAAAGAAGCUAAUUUAAACAACGUCUUCUAAGGUUUUAACGCCGUGUCAGAACCGAAGCAGAAAAAAGUUGAAAAACAAAAGCCGCCAGUUCAAACAAAGAUUUCAAAAGACAGCAAAGACAAAGUGCGAACAAAACCACGCCAGAAACAAGAAAAGAAAGCCACAAAAAGUAAGGAGAAUUUUCGAGACAUUUAGUCAAAGUUUAAAAAGUAUUGAAACGUAUAAACAUAAACACAGUCCAUCGUGAACACGAACUGGAAACGCAAGAUACAGGAUUAAAAACAAAACUGUGACAUUUUGAUCUCUGUCGUAGUGUAGUUAUUCAUUCUAAGGUAAAACUCUCUCAAUCACUAUUUAGAUAAAAUGACGAGAAUCGUUGGCUCGAAAAGACCGCAAGAGGUGAUCACUACAACAUCUUGGAGAGAUGGCCAGGCAAAUGUGAAACGAAUACUGAACGCGAAGAAAGCAAAAACGUCUGACAAACAAGCAGGGAAGACUGACAAGACACAGGCCAAGUCCGACAGAGCAACAGUGCGAAUGGAAAAAAGUAAGCACUGAUGCCAUUACUGUGCUGUCCCUCAAGCCCGUAGCUGGCUCUCAAUUUCUGGGGGGGGGGGCACUGCUGAAAAAUUUAGAAGAGGGUAUGUUUUUGUGCUAGUUUUCGGUCGCAGCCCUGGAAUAAUUGGUAAAAAUACGUUCUAGACCGUGAAGAAUAUUAGAUCUAACCUUUAUUUCUUAAAACUUUGAAGUAAACAUAGAAAAUCAACUUUCUAGCUAUAAAUGAACUUAACCAAACAUGGGGCCACAGCAAAUAUAAUCUGAUUAAUAGUUUAUACAAAAUGGGAAUCGCCAUUUUAAAUAAAUCAUUCUCAUCAGGUCCAUUAAAGAAUGAUAGAGCAACAACACAUACGACAUACGAUGUUGGAUCUCAGGAUGAACUCAGCGAGGGACGUUUGUCUUCAGACGAUGAUGAGGAUGUGAUUGAACGAUUUAACGCGAAAAUUGAAAAGUUUGAAGCGGAAAAAGAUGUGCCUAAAGAUGAAACAGUCAAGCCUUCAGGUUAUAUUUCAUUGUUUUGUCAUGCUCCAGUGUACUGUAUACGGAGGGCAGUUAAAAAAAAGAAUCUCAUUAGAAUCUCAUUAUUUGACCUCCAAUCCGCCUUUGUGAUAAACUCCCGACAAUUCUUAGUAACCCAAGAUGCCCUUGUUGCUUUUCAGACGAUAUAACUUUAGACUCAGAUGAUGAAAAGGAUACCAAAAUGAAGGAAGUUUUGUCCAAAGAAACACAGAGUAUGUUGAUUGAUCUCGCACAGGAUAGCUCAGGUACGGUAUAGCAAUGUACCUCAGUGUACCCCAUUGUACAUCAGUGUACCCCAUUGUACCUGUUUCUACCCAGUGAACAGACUUGUAGAAGAAUAUUGAUAUAAAUUAUAAUCAUUGUUCACAGAAAGUGACUCAGAAGUUCAGAAAGAUCUCAAGGACGAAAAAGCAAAAUGUAGUCCAUCAAAAAAGAAAAUGUUGAAAAAUAAGAAACCAGCGGCUAUUCAAAAACCAAUCGAAGGUACACUACUUUUCUUUCAUGCAGAGUUGAAUUGUGCACGAACUUUCUUUGGAAAAGUGUUUCGUUCAUAAUUGUUUUACGACGUUGUUUUCAUCAUAGAUAUCUUCCCAAAAGGAAAAACGCGACAUUACGAUCAGGCAGAAGUUCAGGUAUAUUUCUUGGAGUUUAUUACUUUUUUAUUGGUACUUAUGUUCCUGUAUAAGUCUCUUGCUCUCUACAUGUUUACACCAAAAACAUUUAUUUCAUAUUGAAUGAUAUUUUUGCAGAAAUACAUGGCUCAGCAGCUCGCGGAACGAAAGAAAAAACAAAAACAAGAAAAAAUACAGAAGAAGAAACAAGAGGAAGAAAAACAGCAACGGUUAAAGGUGAGAAUCUUAAACGUUUUUAAAAUUCGCCGUACAAUAUAUGGGCCAUAUGGCUUGGAAGUAAAUCAACAAAAACUGUCCAUCCAAGGUCUAGCCCGACCACACUCUAACCCCAAACAAACCGUAGCCUAGUCACGACCGCACGAUAAGUUUUAGGUUAUUCUUUCCCGUUUGGCACUGUGAAUAUAUUAUGGCCUAAAUUUUGAAUAUCGACGACUCUUUUUUACUUUUGUUCGAGAACGCGCAGGCUGGUAACGCGACCAAAUAAGUGAUACGAUUAUAAAUGAAAUAAGUGAUACGAUUAUAAAUUUUACCUUGUAUAGGAGUUGUACGAGAGACAAAAGAAGAGCUUCGCUCCCACAAAGAAAGAUAAACGCCUUGGAAAGACUUUCUCAUUUGGAAAUUUUGAUGUUCAUGUCCCUGGUGAGGAUUUUCAUCCUGAAAAUAAUCAAGGAUACACUAAGGUUAGACAAUAUACAUAUAUAAAAAUAUAACUUUAUGUAUACUGGAUAGCUCUAUCAGUUCUAAACUGUUCUUCCUGAGAGACUGAGAGGUUCAUUAAGUAAUAUACAUUCGUUCUUUACAGGAUGAUCAAGUUAUUCAAAAUACAAAUGACAAUGAGUCAGACAAAGAAAACACAGGUUUAUAAUACUUCUUUCUACCUUUCCAGGUGAUCUUGAUACGCAGAAAAGUACUGGCACUAGUUGUCAAAUAGAAAUCCAUUUUAUGAUUAAAACAACUGAAUAUCUCCUGUAAUAUACUUUAUUUCGAUUCCAUAUUUUUGUCAGAGCUAUAGUUCUCAUAACCAAACAUAAUUACAAAAUUUCAACUAGUUUCAUAAAGAAUAACGAAAGAUAUAAUUGACUGAAUACAUCAAAAUGGAUUUCUAUUCGGACAACCCGUUCUGAGCGCUGAUUGGCUAAAAUACGAACACGAGAUCACCUGGUUAGAGUGUGGUCAUCACCAGUAAUCUUGUUGUUACUGUUAUAUUUUAUCUUGUUACUGUACUAUUUCAUCGGUUCUCUUACCGAAAGCCUCAAAAAAGCGUUACUACAUAUUUUCAUUUACUUUAUAUUUUUAUUUUAACUUGAAGAUAUCGAUGAAAUGUCAUCGGAGCGUUACACUGACGAUGCUGACGUCACAUUAACAGAGGACAUAUUAACAAGUUCGCGUGAGACACCACGGCGUCACAUCCCGGCAGAACCAGGUAAAAUUCAGCGGUAACAAGGCAUGUGAGUUGUAACUAGGCAUGUGAGUGGUAACUAGGUACAGUAUGUGAGUUGUAACUAGGCACGUGAGUUGAGGGCUCUCAUGAAAACCACUUUUGGUGACUGAGACCUCCUCGGUAAAGAAUGUACAAAUAAAUAAAUAAAUUGUAACUAGGUAUGUGACAACAGUGAAACAACUGAAAUGGUUACAUUCUGUAUAAAUUAUUUCUAAAAAUGUUCUCUAAUUCUAUUCUUAUUUUAGUUGUGUCGCCAGCGCCAGCACUGGAUCAAAGAGCGCAACGUCUCACUGCGCUCCAGGCUACUGCGCUCGCUCUACAAUCGCGCCUGCAAUCACACGCCUUACGUCUCAGCGGUGCUAAAGAAGGAGCGGUUCCUCAGCCUGCGGCCUCGGCGCAACCGAUGGAAACGGACUUUGGUUUUCAAGGAGUUUUACCAGGUUUGAAUCCACGCUUCGUCGUGUAUGUGGGUCUCAGUAAGCGUUAAGGCCCAUUUCCACUGAAAGAAAGUUUUCCGCGCGAAAGAAAAAAUUGUAAAACGUGAUUAAUUAAGUCCCUUAACCUCCAGCUGUGCCAACAUUAGUGAUUUUGAUUAAAAUUACUGAAUAAAGUGAAUUAUUUGUUGGGCAAAUCCGUGCCAUUUUCAAAGAUUUUUCCCAGUUCUAGGUUCUUGAAUUCACUGAAAAAGGGCCUUAAAAGUCCUGGAAACGUCCUUGAAUUUCACCUUCACCAAAGGGUGGACACCCUGUAGGUGUGUUUAUUCUUAAUUAAGAAAAGAAGCAAAUAGAUCUAAUCUUCUGGUUGAUAUUAUUCUUCAGGUGUCGCCAAUAUCAGGAAACACGCCGAUGAAAAUGAGAAGCAGGUUCUUAAGUUUCUUACUUAUGUAUAAUUAUCUCUAUUAGUUAUGUUUACACUGUUCUCUCUGGAGGUUUAGUAAGAGUCAUCCGUUACUCUUCCAGUGUUAUUACAGGAGGAAACAGGAGUACCAGAACCUGUGGUGUUUGGUAGAGUCAAACUGGAAGCACUCUUGUCACAUGUGACUGAGGUGAAAUUAUAAUCAGAAAACUACAUAUUGCAGGAACUGAACCUUGGUGACAAUGAUGAAAGAUGCAUGCUUCAAAUGACUGUACCAUCAACACGCCUCGUACACAAGAAAUGACGUUGAACUAUGUAUAUAUCGUCAUCUUAUAUUAUUACUAUGUUUUUCAGUCGACGCGAGUAGCAGCAGCAACAAAAAUUCAAGCAGCCUAUCGUGGUCACACAGUGAGGAAAAGACGUCAUUGGACAGAUGAGAAAAUGACGUCAGAACGAAGUGGAAACACAGCCCCAGCGUUGACGUCAGACCGCAAUGCUCGUGAUAUGUUAAGUGAACAUGUUAUGAAACCAACCUCGUUCCCAAGCGCUUCUCACGGAACGAGAAUGGAUAUGGAACCGUCUCUGUCUGAAGCAUCAUCUGAUGAUGUUCAAUUUACAAACAUACGACCGUUUUAUAAAACUGAGCGACUGAAUAACGAUUUGCAGGUUUGUGGUUUUUGUGUUGGAUCUGGCAAUGCGCCCUGAUGCACCCUACUGUAUUUUUUACUCUGUAUUUUUCGUUCGUCAAGUAAAGAGCGCUGCCAUAAUGGGUGUCAAUGAAUGUGGUUGCACUUUAUUAAUUGGUUGCUCAGCUCAAUCAUCUCAAACCUUGGACUGGAACAUCCUGUUUGCUUCUUCAUAAAAUUAGUUUGAAAAAUAUUUUUUGUUUUUAUUUUAUUUAGCGUCUUGCUCCGAAAGUGGAAAGAAAGUUUCAAUAUGAUGACCUCAGAACACGGAGUAAUUUUCUUCGCAAUGGUAUGUUUUUAUGGGAUUGAAUGUCAAUUGGGACUUUUGUCCUGUUUUCCUUCGCUGGCGCCAACAAACUGUAACUACUGUCUGUAAUAUGCUUCGUAUGUAAUCUGUGGUAAAUCUAUUAAAUAAACUAAACUACUGUAUGGUGUUAUUGAUGCUGCUGUUCCUGUAACGAACUACAUAUUGUGAUAAUAUUCUGUUUAGAUUUCUCCGCACCUUCAGUGACUCAUUUCACAGCAUCGCCAGUUCGUUACGAACCAAGAGGCGACAGGUAUUGCAGUAGAGAUAUUUGACGCAUGGUUUCUGUUGCUAUCUCUCUUUGUGGUGACUUUGUAUCUUGUGUUUUUCAGGUUCAGUGUUAUGAAUAUAUUUUCUCGCCGUCACCCAACCUUACCGGUGGAAGGUAAGUUGCUGUCGACUUAACUUCAAUUAAACUCACUUUCAGGCUAUAGCCGUAAACCCUUAUUCAUAUUUUUUUUCAACAAUUUUAUGUGUAGAUAUUUUAAACGAGGAGCCAGGCUCAGACACAGCUAGCUUGCUGGAAGUAGACAGAAGAAAAAGUCCUGAUAUGGAGUAUGAAGAUGACUUCACUGAUGCAGAAAUAUCUUCUGUUAUGACAGACGGGGAUGUGAAAAAGGUAAAUUUUGCUUUCGAGUUUCGUGUUUUAUGUUAAUGCCUGUUCGUCUAAUGCCGCUUUUAUACCUCCUUUAUACAAAAACGAACUAAUCUUUUCUUUGCCCGAAACACCAAAAUAUCGGGCCAAGAAUGAUUCCAUUCAAGUCAUGAGACUCAUAAUAUCGUACGAAAUUUGACUCUAAUCAUACCCGCCAUAACUGCCAAAUGUUUAUAAAAUAUUUGCAGGAUGCUUCUAAAGCCGAGACCUACUCGGAAUGUUUCGAAACAGACGAGGACACGGACACGAAGCGAUCUAAAACAAAGCAGAAGAGCAAAGCUAGCCAUUCAUCUUUGGAAAGAAAGAAAAAUGAACAACGAACCUCGCAGGCAGAGAGUGAAGAGAGACAGUUGUCGGAGCGAGAUGAACGAAGCAAGACCUCGCCAUUAUCUGAAGAUGACAACAUGUCAAGCCCCAACCAGCAGGACGACUUUAUCUUGCCUGUCAUGGCUUCCACUAUGGUGAGUAGUUUGAAUAGUGAAGUUUUUUCUUCGUUUGAACGACAAAAGAGGGUUGUGUUUUGUCACAAGGGUAGAGGCAUAGGAAGAUGAGCUGGCCAUCCUUUCCUGCAGCUGAAUUGGGAAGGAUGUAACUCAACCGUGAUCAAAUCAAAGACUUCCUAGGAAGGAAGAACAGGAAAAACUCUUGACGCACAGGAGAGAACCACACAGGGCAGGGUAAUCAUUCGUCAAGUAACAAUACCCUACCUUCAACUUGUUGACGUAACUCGGCGGUAAUGGACACCGCACUAACAUUCACCUUUGAUUACAGCAGAGCAUGAAAAGAACUUGUUUUAUUGCUUUCAGCAACCAGAGACUCGUCGCAGUCCCUCGAUCUCUCCGUUGGAAGAAAAUGAACCAAUCAGACGGCGUCCUUACAUACCUAAACCUGUAGACCGUAGUGGCGGGGAUCGCCUCUCCCCAGACUCAUUACAGCGCAAGCUCACGGCCGAGAUCAACCUGCUGGAAAAUGUUGAAGACUCGGUACGUCAAGUAAGCGAUAUUGAAAGGACCAGAGCUAUUUCACUGGCACAACAAGAGACUGUAUCUUUGGCGCAAAUACUCAAGGUAAAUAAAACCAUCAUGACUGUAUCAGACUUGUUAGAACAACCUUGUGACAAGUCAGAUAAUGCCAUCAAGCUUGUUACAAAUUGUUAACAGCUUGGUCCAAACUUGUUCCAACAACUGGGGACAAGCAGUGCGAAGACAACUUGUUGACAGCUUGUGAACAGAUUUGUUACAACUUGGUUGCAGACCUGUAACAACUUGUGCGUUUUUACGUGCGUACCCCGGUUUCCUCCGUUAGCAACAGUGGAACAAUAAGAGAUGACACUUGCUAGACCUCCAGGAAGAACAGUUUAGAACUGAUUGAGCUAUCCAGUAUGAGCAAUGCUUCAAUUAAAUGUAGUGUAUACUUUAAAAAUCUUACUUGCAUUCCGUCACAGGCCAAGCAACAAACUCAUGAACAAGACAUGCGUAAUCUGCGACUGAAAGCCAAGGAGGAAGCCAUCCAGGCUGCCAAGGAUCUAGAGAAGGUACGAAGGAAAGCUAUGUAAUAUUUCACGAGAAAACGUGUACGUGCAAACCUAAUACGCUGGUUGUACAAAAGCCGGAUAGCGGACAGUAAUUUUUUCAAGCUUUCUAACAUCGCCUGUUGGUUGGUAUAACUUAUAUUAAUUUUAGUGUUCAGAAAUUAAUGUUUCUUUCUAUUACUUGUGAGGUCCGUAUCUGUAGUUUUGUAGCGCUUCAAGUAUUUUUACAGCUGUUGGAAAAAAUCACCAUCCGAUGCCGAUGGAUCAUGGAUAGCGCUAUCCGGUCUACGUAUACAACUGGUCCCUAGUUAAAGUAUGCGAACGCUUAUAGCAGAGUAAAGGGGCAAGUUACCAAGGGCUGUAAAGGCGCUUGCAAAAUGACUCAAUGGUUGUGCUUAUGCUGUAGUUGUAUAUAUAUUUUUUUCUAGACACGUCAAGCUGCGGCCGUGGCAGCUGCCUCAGCUGCUGAAAGACUAGCAGAAGUAAGUGAAUCAUGAACUGUAAAGAUUUUUUAACAAAAAAGUUUUCUAUGUGUAUAUAUUAAUGGUUUGAAAAGUCUAUGUAAUAUUUGUAUCAGUGAGAAACAUAUUGUACUCGUCUACGUUUUAGGUUCAAACUGAAGCCAUAAAAACGAACACGGAACAUUCCAGAAAGUAUAUGGAAGAGGUACUACUGUACGAGUUGCAUUAACGAUUAUGAUUGAUUGAGUUCCGUGUCAUCUUUUACUGGUUUGGUAUUAUUUACAGGGAAAAUCCAAGUACUGUAUCCGUCUUUGAUUGUACAAGCCCACUACCUAGAGUGGCACCCCAAGUAAACUUAUGAUUACCAGCCAUUUAAAUAGGCUCAGAUUCCAGCCGUUGGGUUCUCAACACUCGAGUGCCUACCUUUAAAAUGGCUGCUUCUGUGUUUAUCAUAAUUCAUAUCUCUUCUUUGUUGUUGCCAGGCAACGAGGAUGACGUCAGGUCUCCUAGCAAACACUUCAAAUCACCUUGCGGAAUUUUGCAAGAAUUUAACAAGCACAACAAGCGCUGCAAUCGGAGAUCUGCACAAGACAAAACGACCAACGAUGACACUUGUCGAGCGUGCUACGAGCAUCAGCGAAGGACACGCGAUAAACUACGAACACAGUAGCACGAGUGAUGAACGGACACGUACGAGUGACGAGGGAACACGCACGAGUGAUGUGCUAUCUAACCAAUCAAAAUCGUUAAAUAGUUCACCCUCUGUGAAGUCACCGCGUCAGCAAGCGGGCUACUCAAGCGAUGAGUUUGAGUCGUAUCAAAGGUGAGGAACUUAAUUUCCCUUUCAAGAACAACUCGACUCACACGAGUUCUGUACAACAUCAGAUCGGAGUAGCCUACAUUCAAGAACAUGUACAGCCUCUGCAUGAUCUAACCAUGCAGUGAGUUCUGUACAACAUUAGAUCGGAGUAGCCUACAUUCAAGAACAUGUACAGCCUCUGCAUGAUCUAACCAUGCAGUGAGUUCUGUACAACAUUAGAUCGGAGUAGCCUACAUUCAAGAACAUGUACUGCCUGUGCAUGAUCUAACCAUGCAGUGAGUUCUGUACAACAUUAGACCGGAGUAGCCUACAUUCAAGAAUAUGUACUGUCUGUGCAUGAUCUAACCAUGCAGUGAGUUCUGUACAACAUUAGAUCGGAGUAGCCUACAUUCAAGAACAUGUACUGCCUGUGCAUGAUCUAACCAUGCAGUGAGUUCUGUACAACAUUAGAUCGGAGUAGCCUACAUUCAAGAACAUGUACUGCCUGUGCAUGAUCUAACCAUGCAGUGAGUUCUGUACAACAUUAGAUCGGAGUAGCCUACAUUCAAGAACAUGUACUGCCUGUGCAUGAUCUAACCAUGCAGUGAGUUCUGUACAACAUUAGAUUGGAGUAGCCUACAUUCAAGAACAUGUACAGCCUCUGCAUGAUCUAACCAUGCAGUGAGUUCUGUACAACAUUAGAUCGGAGUAGCCUACAUUCAAGAACAUGUACUGCCUGUGCAUGAUCUAACCAUGCAGUGAGUUCUGUACAACAUUAGAUCGGAGUAGCCUACAUUCACCAAAGAUGGAUAUUAAAUUUUUUGACCAAAGAUGGAUAUUAAAUGUUAUUAUUAUUAUUCAAGGACAUGUACUGUCUGUGCAUGAUCUAACCAUGCAGUGAGUUAUGUACAACAUCAGAUGGAAUGUAGUAUACUACAUUCAAGAACAUGCAGCUCUUCUGUAAGGUCGGACCAGCUUAUUGAAUAAAAUCCUAUCUUUUGUGUAGUCAAACAGCGAGACACGAUGGUUCAGACAUGAAGGCGGAAAUCACAGAUCAUCCCUCCUUAUCACCCGAAAGCAUCGCCGAAGAUAUUCCUGAGAAGAGUAUUUCCGAGGAUACGACAAUUCACGAAGACGAUACGACAGUUCACGACGAGUCUGGAAAUGACGCAAGAGAUGUGUUACCACGUGAACCAAGAAGCAAAGGACAUGACUCGGGUAUGAAUGAACACAAUUCAAAACAUCGCACUGAAUAAAUUUAGUAACUCUUUAGUAAGUUUCGAGAGAUUCAGUUAGGGCCAUUCUUUGUUGGGUCUAGUCUUACUGAAAUAAAAAUAUAUCUGGAUUAAACAUGGAAAACCUAAAAAGGCACUCUUUUCACAUUUCACAUGGUGCACAUUGCGGGAAUGAAACCCCAGUCACAGAGUUGAAAGACGCAUGCGCCAACAGCUGUAACACCAACAUCCUCAAUGCAAAAUUCCAUAUCAGACAACACUGAGGAAACAAAAAUGAACAAACUCUUCUUCUUGUUCUUAUCUCUAGUAUCAUCAGUGCUCGACUACAGUUCACAGUUUGACGACUCGUCACACGCUUUGACUGAUGAAGACAUCAACUUUAGCUUUCUUCUCCCGUCCAGAGAACAUCGCAGGAAAGGAAUCAGGAGAAUGAAAGUUAGGAAAUUUCUUGUUACAUUUUCUGGUCCCUUGAAAUGCAUUUCAUUUAUUUGUAUCUUUUCACAAUGAAUUUAGGAUAUCUCCUUUGAUGAAGACAAGAGGAAGGUACUAAAUCCUUAAUACAACACCAUGCAGAUCACUUUAAGAUAUUUAAGCCUAUAUUCAAGAACAUGUACUAACUCUGUAGGAUAUACUGUAACUUUAAGGUAGCCCACAUUCAAGAACAUGUACCACAUCUGUAUGAUCUAACCAUGCUUAACUCAGCAGUGAGUUCUGUCCAACAUCAGAUCACUUUAAGGUAGCCCACAUUCAAGAACAUGUACUACCUCUGCAUGAUCUAACCAUGCUUAACUCAGCAGUGAGUUCUGUACGACAUCCGAUUACUUCAACGUAGCCCACAUUCAAGAACAUGUACUACCUCUGUAUGAUUUAACCAUGAUGCUUAACUCAGCACAGUCAGCAGUGAGUUCUGUGCAAUAUCAGAUCACUUUAGGAUAGCCUACAUUGAAGAACAUAUAUCACCAACACGGCAACACGUAUUACCUCUGCAUGAUCUAACAAUGCUUAACGUACGCAGAGAGACUCGACUCUACUCACGCACGGUUUACAUAGAGAGACGUGUAUAAUUCUCACUUUUCAACAUUUCUCCUAGGAGAAAUCAGUCCGUACGCCGUUUGAAAGUGACGACUCGUUCGGUAAGUUCACGGCAGACAUGAUUCAACAGUACGUACACGAAGAGGAGGUCCGUACUAAACAUCAGGCCGCCAUCUUGAGAUUGAGAGAGAAGUCUUUGAAAGAGAAGACUAAGGCCGAGUUACAGUGGGUAGAGCGGAUGAAGAAACAGUCACGUGACAAAGGAUCUGAUGACGUCAUGCCGUCGAUAAAGAAGCGGGAACGAGGCAUCAGGAUGAAACUUAAAGCUGAGAAGGUAUGGAAGUGUGGUUUCAACGGGUUUUGAUUGGCAUAAAGCAGGCCAAGGUUCUGGGCAAACUAGAAAACAUUGUUAUGAAAAUAACGCAGCUUUCUGUUAAUAUCUAAUUAUUGUAUUUCUAGGAGGAGAUAAAAUGCUUGAGAGCGGCAAACAGAGCUGCCAGUUUUCAACGACGUUUUAUGAUCUACCAACAACAAGAGAUCCAGAGACUAAAUAAAGCCACGUUAAAUAUCCGAGAGAGAAUUCAGAAAGACACGUCAAAGAAAGGAUCAGAGCGUAGUUCACGUGAGGUAAGUCUUGUUAUUAGGUAGAGACAUGGACAGCUGAGGCUGCUGAGCUGACAGCUAAGACUCCAUUAAGACAGUUAAUAAUGAUUUUUCAAUUUUAUCUCUUCAGCCAUCACAGAGUCAUCCCAGAACCUCGUCCCCAGUAGCAAAACCCAACAGUCAAUCCACGCCAUCAAGCAGUUCAAAAUCAAAAACUAACCAAUCAGCAUCGGCUAAGAGUGUUUCUGAAGAUAUCAGUGGUCAACAGGGAUUAUCCCCUAAUACCACUGGUUCAUCCUUUCCAUCAUACGCUACUCCCAAGUCCGAGGAUGGCAACCAAGAGCAACCGAGCACUACCGCGCGAGGUGAACAACAACCAGAGACUUCCACAAUUCUUAAUAUGUUGAGGUAUGUUUGGCUUGCUCGGUCGUGUUCACGUGUCGCUUACUGCGUGCUCCAGCGUCGUUUAUUGCGUGCUCGCGUUAUAAGAUCGUGUUAUGAUUUCGUUCAGUGUUUCGCAAUCAAAGGAUUAGGAAAUAUUGUGUUCAUCAUUCUCUUGGGAGUGUUGGUGGUCCACUGAACUAACUUGAUAUAAACUGGAUGGCUCUAACAGUUCUAAAGGUCUCAGAGCUUCACUCACAUGCGACUGAGCCUGAGGUGAAAUUUAUAACCAGACAACUGUAUAUAUUGCAGUAAGCCCAGUCACGAAAGGCACCAACCACUGUAACGACUGUGCCUUCGUCACCUUUAGAAGAGCAUUUUACAUCAACACAAUUAUAUUUCAUCAUUUUCUUAAAGUGUCACUUGAGGAAAUCGUGUGUCGAAACUCGUAUAAAAUGAUCAACCCAAUAUGACUCCAGCACGCGACAGCACUUAAUACACAUGACAACAUUUCAUUCUGCAAAUUCAUAAUAUUGAAACGCUCGAUGAUUUUUCAGAAUUAUAAACCCUAUGACAUCUAAUCAUGCAGAUAACGCCAACCUACAUUUCAUGUCUAUACAUAUAUUAAUGCUAAACUCGGCGAAAACCGGCCACGAUCCCCUCCCACGGAUUUUCAUAAGACAUUUCCUGCUCAUUAAUCAACGAAGCGUACCGAUCAAAACAUUACGUAAUUUUAACCUUUAAAUUUGUUGAGCAAAAGUCAAAGGGAAUACGCCUACCGUUAGCUAUAUAUUUUCAUAAUUCGAGAUAACAUUGAUAAGUAUAUGUGUACGGUUUUUUUCUCUGUCGUUUUCGAGUGUCGUGGUUUUUGAAAUCUCGCAAAAAAUCACAGCUAAAUAUAGGCAAACAGCAUACUAAUGAAGUUAAAUUCCAGAGAUUUUAUAUUGUGAAAUUAUCGCGGCGUCUGAGCGGGGCCGGUUUCGGUUAGGCAUAAACGAUUCCAAGGUGGAUUUCUAGACGAAAAUGGUACUAAAGUGAGUUUGCGUGUUGCCGUCACAAGCUUGGUAUUAAAAUGUUUUUAAAUUGGUUAAAUGUGCUAAAUAUUCGGUAUUUUCUCGUUUCCGUAAACGUCUGAGAUGUCAUGUUUAAACUUGUCUGAAUUGAGAAGGUAGGUCGCUGUUAGCGCACUGCGUAAAACAUGCUUUUAUGUUUUAUUUGAGUUUCUUGUUAUUCUGAAUAGUUCUGGUUAACAUGUUUACUUUUAAACGCAGGAAAGCUUAAAAAAUUAAUCGUGUAAAUUGGCAAUAGUUAAGCUUAAAUCUUAGUAGAGUUAAUUUGAUAUAUAGCUGGCAAAGUGAAAGUUGUUCUCAGUGAAAUCCUUCAUAAUAUGUUUCCAGUGCAAGUAAUAUAUACAGGUCGAUAAAUGGUUAUGAAUAUAAGGAAAAAUUAAACUCCAGAUGUCAAAUGUUAACACAUGUGUAUUUCUACAUCAAAUGCUUCAAAAUGUGAUGUUAUAGCAAAUGUUACUACUACCUGUUGAAAUGUCAAAAUUAAAUGUUUCCAAAAACCUGUGCAACUGAUCAUAAAAUCACGCGGAAAUUAAGAAAUUGUGAAGAUUAAAGUUAUCACGCUUUAAUUUUAUUACAUUUAUUUGUGCUAAAAACCUCUUGCAGUAAGUACUUUUGCAGAUGUUAAGUCAAAGUGCUAAUCUUAAUAUUAAUUCUAUAAUCUGUAUAAUAACAAGGCAUUUUCAAAUUAAGCUUUGAAAUUUAGAGAAUUGAGUUAUCAUGGUAUAUAGUUGAUUAAGAAAUGUAUAUGAUUUAAAUGAGAAAUUUGUUUAAAAUUUAUCUGCAUUUCCGCAACGGAAGAUAUAAUAUAGUUGUGCUAUAAUUUAUUUCUUAUGCAAAUUUCCAUAAAUUUCUCGAGAUAACACAUACAUUGCUAAGACUACGUGUGUCUCGUGGAUUGAAACUUCGUGUUGCUCUCGAAAUGACAUGCAUGAGCUCAUUAGUGUUACGGUCAACCGCAAUGAGUCUAUUGUAAAGCUUCGCUUGGUUUAGCCCUUGUAUAAUAAAAUAUAUCUACGACUACAUACAAUAUACCUUUUAUUGCUCUCUGUAUUGUGACCAGUUACAGCCAAGUGGUUGUUUUAAUAUCACACAUUUUUGUCGCAGUUGAAGCUGUUGCCAUUAUAUAAAUUUCUUUAACCUAAAAGCGAAAUUAUAAAAUAGCUAUUAAUCGUUUGUCUUGAUAUAAAAUAAGAAAAAAAUAGAAGUUAGUAGAAAUAUACUAAAGUUAACUUACUCAAGUAUGAAAACCUCCAGUAUAAAUAAAGUUACGUUUAAUUUAGGUUUCCUCCUGCAGUAACACUGGAUGAAUAAGAGAUGAUCCUUACUGGACCUCUAUAGAGAACAGUUUAGAACUGAUAGAGCUAUCCAGUAUAAAUAAAGUUAAGUUUAGUUUAGGUUUCCUCCUGCAGUAACACUGAAUCAAUAAGAGAUGAUCCUUACUGGACCUCUAGGGAGAACAGUUUAGAACUGAUAGAGCUAUCCAGUAUAAAUAAAGUUAGUUUAGGUUUCCUCUUGUAGUAACACUGGAUCAAUAAGAGAUGAUCCUUAUUGGACCUCUAGGGAGAACAGUUUAGAAGUGAUAAAGCUAUCCAGUAUAAAUAAAGUUAGUUUAGUUUAGGUUUCCUCGUGUAGUAACACUGGAUUAAUAAGAGAUGAUCCUUACUGGACCUCUAGGGAGAACAGUUUAGAACUGAUAGUAUAAAUAACUAGUUUAGUAAGGAUAGCCGUUACUGGACUUCUAUAGGGAGAACAGCGUAGAACGACAGAACUAUCCCGAAUAAGCAAUAUUUUCGUUAUUUUCUAGUGGUGUCGAUGUGGGUGGUCAAGGUAGUUCCAGUCAGAGCGGAGAUCUUCUCAAAAUUCACAAGAUGUUAUUAGAGCGACAAGAAAAAUUAGUGAAAGAUGAAACUGAAGUAAACACCGCGCUACAGAAAGUCACUGAGAUGUUGAAAAACCAAAGAAAUCUCAGUAACCAAUUGGGAACCGCUAUUUCCGAAGCUAGCCAAUCAAAAAGAAGUAUUGCCGAAGCCAGCCAAUCCGAAUCGAGGGUCUCAGACGCCAGCCAUUCAAAACAGUCCAAAGCCUCCGGGAAAAGUCCUAGUGAGCGAUCUGUACCAGAAGAGAUUUCGAGCACGGCCAGGUCAGUCAGCGAGGAGGCCGCCAAAGGAGAAAGUGCCGCCGACAAAACGGCGAACGAUUACGACAACGCUACGUUCGAGUCCGAUGACAGUACGCCAAGAUCACGAAGGUCUGUGACGUCACAGCAUCUGACGUCACAGAAUGGUGAAGUGAAUGUGGAGGAUGAGUUAUUUUCGUUGACUGGUAAGAAAAAAAGUUGAUUACAUUAAAGUAACACUCGUACACACCUGAGUCGGUUGUUCAAAGCUGGGUUAACGCUAACCAGGCUUGCCCGAUUUUAGGGACCGCCUGCCAUGCAGGCUAGGUUUAUCGCAACGCCCAGUUAAAUUUAAUUUGGUGUUUUAGUUUAUGUAUUUCUGCACGUCACUUCAGAGAAGAAAACUCCUACUGAUCCAGACAAGAUCUCUGAAGAAAUAUUUCCAAAUUUAUAAACAAGCACUUUGGAAGUUUGCUUUGAAUUUUAAGUUAACCUAGGAUUAAGCUAACCCAGCUUUGAACAACCGGCUCCUGGGAGUGGUCUGAUUUAUACUAAAGAUUAGUCUGUUCAGGUUUGACUUCUUAUGCUACCUCGCUAAGAAAUGUUGGCCUUCUUACACUUUACCAGCGAAGAGAGAAUCAGUGCUUGUCAUUUUACAAGAACAUCCAUCAACACUCAGACGACAAGUUGAGAACGCUACUUCCCAGUGCUAUAUCUCACAAAUUCAGUCUAAGAAACAAACGCACUUAUCUUAUGUACAAGUGCAAAACUGAACGAUAUAAGAACAGUUUUAUCCCAAAGUGUGUUAGAAACUAGGACCGACCAUAGGCAUAACAUAAUAUUUUAUAGUACAUAUCAUCAAUAUAGUUUAUAUUAUAGUAGUUUUAAACUGAACUUUUCGCAAUUUUUAAAAAUUUUAAUAUUAUCUUUGUAAUAUCACGUUUUAUGAAUUUACACGUUUAUGAAUUUACAAUGUGGUAAUUAUUAAAAAAAUCAAAUCAAUCAUUACCGGAACCAUUGACCAAUCAGGUGCGUUUGAUAUAUUCGAUGAACCAAUCAUGCAGAUGCAUUCUAAGCCAAUGAGAGGUAGUGGAAGUCAAAUCUGAAUCUAUUGAUCAAGACAUCGGGCCAAUAGUUCCCACUUAAAAUUUCCCUCUUCGAAGCACUCGUGGUAGUUUAUCAACUCACUAAUCCAACAAGACCAACAAUCUACGUAGUUUGUUGCGUACGUAGUUCAUGUUGAUACGUAAAGGUAGCACUCUAAGACGCCUUGGGAAUGGUCUGAUAUCUACUAGAGAUGGAUUAAGACCAUUAUCCGUCUAAUGGAUUAUCCAUCUUAGUGGAAACACAAACUAUCAUGACGAACUGGUUAGAAUAACCUGAUCUAUACUGACAGUGAUUCUGAGAGCAAAACAUGCCUGAUUCGUCAAGAUCAACUAAGCACGCAUGUUCGUCUGUCACUUUGAACUAAAGUUCGUCAUGGUGGAUAAUCUGUCUGUUUAGCCGCGCUUAUUCCCAGACGAAUGACGAGAUAUUGAUAAUAUCAGACAUUAGGGACUAUUAAAAAUUUGCGGUCGUUAGCUUUGAUCUGGUGCCCUAACUAGCGCUGGGCAAACAAUUCUAUUAGUAGCACUGCAAGCAAAGCUGACGAUUGGCCGUUGUUUUGAUAGUUUUGUAUUUGUUCUUCAUUUCUUAGAAACUUCAGACCAGAGUGACGUGGAAGAAAGAGUGCGAAAGUUAAACGAGGUGUUAGUACGAGAAAAGAAAAAAUUCGAGGCGUUAGAAAGAAAGAAACGAAAAAUCAAACGAAGUGUCAUGAAGAAAGAAGCCAUUAAACUUGAGAUCGAAAUAAAGGUUUGUUUUGAACUAUUUCUUCAAACAUUGUCUGCCUGCCAUGUUUCCUGAAGGUGGGCGAACCAGGAAACAUUGUUUCCUAGCCAUGUUCCCCGAAGGUGGGUGAACCAGGAAUUUUUCCUAACCAUGUUUCCUGAAGGUGGGUGAACCAAGAAUUUUUCCUAGCCAUGUUUCCUGAAGGUGGGAUUAUAUUUUUCUUAAUUAGUAAAUAUUCCGUGUACUUUCAGAAUACUAGAGAUGACAUCCAUCGAAAAAUGGUUGAGAUCAAGACGGCAUCCGCGGCUGCGCAGUCCCCAACACCAACUAAAAUCUCCCCGCAUCAAGAUGUGGUACUCUCUCCCCGGGAAAACAGAGGGAAAUCGUCAAGGAGAUCAAGUGAUCAUACCCCCCUCGUAUCUGACAAGCAGGAUGAAUCAGAGAGGGGAAUUGACAUGGACAGGGGGGUUGGGUCCUCGACCCAUGAAGUAGAGGAAUCUCUGAUCGAGGUGUUGGACGACAGCCCGAAGUCUACGGACGUUCUGUCUGGAACAAAAAGACCACGUUUGUCAGAAACCUCUCCAGUUCGGACAGGAAGUGAGACAUCGGACAUUCCAGAUGAAUUACACUCCAACGAGAAAGAGGAAUCGAUGGUGGAAAUCAUUGAUAAAGUUCACAUUCCUACUCCCCGUGGGAGGAAGGGUGUGUUCCCAGAUAUGGACAGGGGUGUACGCCCGGAAAAUGAAAGAAUUGACCACCAAUCAACUAAAUCAACAUCAGAACCUGCUUCCCCUCCAAUCCCUGCCAAAGAUGACUCCUCUGAUAUUCCGGAAGAAAUUUCCGAACACUCGCGGAGCACGGCGAGUAUUCCCGAACAAGUACCGAGCGUUGGCGAAGAUGAAACAAGCAAAAUUUCGGAAAUUCCUGAAGAACUUAGUGAAAAGUUAUAUACACCUAUUCCAAGCGAUGCGAGUGUUUCCGAAGAAGACUCGAGAAUUGUCGAAGGUACUCACUCGAAGGCGAUAAGCUCCCCCGAAGAAUCGCCGAGGAGCACAAAAUAUACCAUUUCAAAGACCCCUAGCUAUUCCUAUGGAGAUGAGACGUUUGAAAAUUCUUAUACUGAACCAAAAAGCAGUACGGGUGUUUCCGAAAAGUCACCGAGUAUACAGAAGAUAUCUGAAGAUCCACCAAAUCAAAAGUCCCGAAGUAUUUCCGAGCAUUUGACAGGGCCUGCUGAAGAAAUCCCGAGUAUUUCCGAGCAUUUAACGGGACCGGUUGGAAGAAGCGCGAGGGUUUCCGAUGAAGCGUCAUAUAAUGAACCCGAAAGUGACACUAGCGUUUCCAACCAUUCUUCGGUAAGUCGUCGUAGGCAAGAGCAGUCUAAAAGCGAGGCAAACAAGAGUCGGAAUCGACGAAAACGUAGCGAUGCUUCAGACAUUUCAAAGAGUUUGUUUUCUGAUGAUGAAAUUUCUCAGAAAAGUAUGACGUCAUCCAGAAGGUCAAGGGCGAGGACGGAAGAUGAAAAAUCCGAAAGCGAUCGACAAACGAAGCCAUCUCCGACAGUUCCAGCGACCAAAUCAGAUGAGGAAAAAUCUUCUGCAAGCGAGCAAAGAAAAUCCCCAGAGUCAGUUAAGACACCGUCCAAGGUUUCCCCAAGAUCUCCACAAGACUCAGUUCCGAAUGACAACGGAAGCCGCUCGGAGGCUUCGUCCAUUGCCGAAGAGAUUGCGAGUGGCUACGAAGAAGGGGAUAUUUCUGAAAGUGGGGGUGUUUUGAGAGAGCAACAGUCGGAAGAGUUAAUUUUUGGAGAUAAUGUGAAGCAUGAAAGAAUGAGAGCGAAUGAAAGUGGACUGGACAAAUUGAGUGGAACUGGAUUAGAUCAAAGUGGAUUAGAUAAAUCCGGAUUGAAGGAACUGGAUAGAACUGAACUUGAUGACAUUGGUGUGAGUAAACCCGGAUUAAGUGAACCGAAAAAGAGCGUAAGUGAAUUAGAUGAAUCUGGAUUAGAUAAACCUGGAUUGAAAGAACCUAAAAUGGACGAGAGUAGAAUAAAACAGAGUGGAGAUUAUACUGAAGUAUCACGAGAAACUGCAGCUGACAUUUCGCCACUCAAACAGAGCGACGAGAGUAGUAAGUCUUUGAGAUCACAGAGCUCACGGUCACGAGGAGUGGGCAGGAACGAGCAGCCGAAGGAAUCUGGGGAUGAACAACAAUAUUCUGACGAUUUCGACGAUGCGAGUAUUGCAGAGGAAAUCUCAGAAAUUGGAGAAUUCUCCGAAAUCGCAGAAGACAGUGACAAGGGAGAGAACUUUGCAAUAUUUUCAUCAAAUCAUAAAACGGUGGAAGGUGGCGCGGAGAGCACGCAGGGGACUGCGUACGAGUCACGUGAACACAAGAGUGAGUCACAUGGCAAACACGUGGGUGAUGACAUCACAAAUUAUAUAUAUACAAAAAUCAUUGCAGACUCUCUGACUUCUGUUAAAAACUUGAAUGCUAGCAAAUUACAGUCGGCUGAUCAAACAACUUCUGAUCAAAAUGACCUUACCAGGAAACGUGUGGAUAAUGAAGGACCCUUGGAUACAAACGAGGUUAUCAGUGAACAUGACAUUACACAAGGCAGUGAACACACGGGUAUACCAGGUGUUCCUACUGGACGUCUUGAUACUAAUAAUACAGCAAGUCUUGAUACCAGACGUGAGACAGCUCAAUCUGAUACAAGAGAUAGGGUAACAAGUGGUCAAACAGCAACAGAAAGGAGCGAAGAGGGACAUUUAGCUACAAAUAGUAUUACCAAAGACCUACUAGCGGAUGCAAUUAUGCAAAUGAUUGAGAUCCAGCAACGUAAAAAGAAAAAUAUCAAAUUACCGGCAGCCGUCGAAACUAAACCUUCAGAAACUGAAAGCUCACGAACUGCACCUGUACUGUCUCCUCCUGCCGAGGAAACAGUACCGGAGAAAAUUCCCGAUACCACUAUUCCCACCGGAACAACGUCCCCUGUGAGUAUUCCCGAGAUUGAAAGCCCGGCCGAUGAUGAAACGACGAUAGACAAUGCAUUAAUGAUAGCGAAAACCAAUCAAAUUUUAGACGACGAUGCUUUGAGAAGCAUAGAUGACGACAUUGCGGGACUUCUAGGCACUGUUGACGAUGAGGAUGAAUUUCCUGUGAAUAUAACAAACUUUAGCUCAGAUAUUCCUUCUGAUAAUGAAGUGUCAUUCCCGGAGUAUUCGCCCAUGUUUGCCGUCCCUCAUUCAACACAAGAACUAACGCCCAUGGUCAACUCGACCAUUGAUGUUUUACUUGAACAAAGACGGUUGGGAAGACCGCUGGAAGACUGCCUACCGCGGGCGCAGUUUCUGGCCGGGGAGGCUGAGAACGAGUUAGAAUGCGCCAGUACGCAGUCCUAUAGACACCUUGCGUUUGAUCUAACAAAAGAAGUUUUUAUAGAUACAUUAUCUCAAAAUGAACCGGCAGCUCGACCGCCUUGGGCAAAGGCGAAAUGGAAAGGUGGACAAAAAUUAUCGCGACAUUUUAAACGCUGGAAAAGCGACGAGGAAAUACGCGCGGCUGUCAUGGAACGAGUUACGAACGUCAUCGGGCUGGGUGCGCCGCGGGCGACAAUGGCGACCAUACCACGCAAGACGCCUGUUCGCGGGAACAAGAAAGACAACGUGGACGCCAUCUUGAUCGAGGAACUACGACAGGAAGAACCUUUGUGGACGGACUAUGAAGAGGACGAGACGAAUGUAAAGUUUCAAGUUGCGGACGCCAUUUUGAAUAUGAUGUUAGAGGACACUGCGCGCGUGUUUAACGCUAUUCAAGCUAAGAAACAUGUUCCUGAUAAUGUACUGGUAGUUUAGGACGGCCUAUCAUUAUAGCAUUGAUAUAUUAUUUAGUUUAUUUAUAUUAUAGUGCACAUUUAGUUCUGUUGUAUUAUAGGUGGCUUUCACUGAGCACUAUCGUGCAGCAGAUGGUGGUCAACCUGCAGUUAUCAGAGUGAGAAAAUAAAGUUAAUUAUUUUCGUUUAAAGCUACGUUUACACACGAUUAAUCGGGCCGAUUUCAGGUUUUGCUACCCUGGGUACCAGAGCCUCUUAUCCUCACUUCAUAAGAGGCUCUGGUACCCAGGGUAAGGUUUUGCCGAAUGUUAAUGAGGAAUGUUGUCAGUUGAUGAUGUCGACGUUGACAGCGUAUUUUUCAAAUAUCGUUUACUUGAAGCUGAAUCGGCCCGACUAAUCAUUGUGUGUAAACGUACCUUAAGCUAACAGUACUUUGGGGGGCAAUAGAUAGAAUUUAUGUCAGGCUGCAAUAAUUCACCUAGAUAACCCUGGGAACUAGGUUGCGUGGAGUACUUACUUGGCUGAAGUACCGGACUGUAAUAAUAGAGAGAUUCAGAUUCCACUACCAUUAAGGGACUAUCAACCAAUCAGAUGCGUUUCAUAUAAUCCGAUUAACCAAUCAGAUGCGGACUAACGCCUGUAUUCUAAAAGGUGGAGGUUCGAUCUGAGCCUCCUUUGAGUGUCAAUGUUGUUUUUAAAUAGCUAGUGUUAGUGUCGUACCUUACCAGGUGACUACUCACCAUCCAGCUAUUUGAAAACAGCUCUGACACUCAUGAAAAGGUUCACCACUCUGAGUGUGAGCUUUUAGAAUACAGGCGUAAGCCAGCUAGAGGUAGUCAAAUCUGACCUCUCUAUUGGCGAACCUCUGGUACGUAAGUGCGUACUUAUCACAUCCUGGACUGUUUCUGAUGUUGACCACUAUUUGUUGUACUGUAACGAUUACUAAAUCUAAUCAGAGGAAGAUACAAUGCCAGGUGUUAUUGCCUUUCCUCACGACACGUUGUUUGCGUUGUUGUGUUUGACUUGAAAGUAUCGGUAUUAGAAAGACAAAAAGUUCUAGAACGAGGACUUUUAUUUUUCAUGUUUUGUGUUCAAAAUGAAAUUGUAAAUCGUCAAUAAUCUGUGUAAAAUAAAUUCAGAUUUUCAUGUUAUUCAAACA